This is a messenger RNA of Paralichthys olivaceus (Japanese flounder), 2361 nucleotides long. It is a transcript of the gene csnk1a1, whose product is annotated as casein kinase 1, alpha 1. Gene Ontology annotation, biological process: signal transduction; negative regulation of canonical Wnt signaling pathway; peptidyl-serine phosphorylation. Gene Ontology annotation, cellular component: nucleus; cytoplasm. The record is from RefSeq and is a predicted model, not a curated record. Lineage: Eukaryota; Metazoa; Chordata; Actinopteri; Pleuronectiformes; Paralichthyidae. Gene Ontology annotation, molecular function: ATP binding; protein serine/threonine kinase activity.
CAACGGAAACCAGCUGAGAGAAAGGGUAGAGAAGAUAAGAUGGCGGAGUGAGCGAGUUGUACUUUGAACAGACGGUUGACCCUUGAAGUUUGUCAAUAACAACAGGGGGACUAAAAAGAUCCAAGAGACUUCGUUAACGUCAUCGAAAAGGCAGAUUUGAUCCUCAGCGCGGAGGAGGCCGAGAGUAUUUCUUUUUGCGGUGGUCCUUGCGAUAGCGUUAGCUUGAUGCUAACGUUAGCCAGCGUUAGGGUCGAAUCGACUGCUACAUCGAGGUAGCUAGGAGGUUGUUGGAGGCCGUAGCUUUUGUCAGAGUUUAUUGUGGCUGUUUAUACUUUUAAACUCGGAUUGUAUUCUGUGGUCCCUGAAGGGGUUGUGUUUUAACGCAGAUAAUUUGUAACAGAAUAAAGGGAAAACUUCAGGGGAUAUAUAUAUACACACACAUAUGUGUAUAUAUAUAUGUGUAUAUAUAUUGUUGCUUGCUUUUGUUAUUAUCGUUAGUGGGGGUAAUAGUAAAUCAACAAUUGCCCUUAACACCAAGUGGAUAUUUAGAACUCUAUGUUCUGCUGACAGUCGGACCAGACCACCCAUCAGAAUUUCCUAAAGUGAAUCGGGUGGAAAUCGUCAUUUGGUGGACAUUAUGGCGAGCAGUGGCUCAAAAGCCGAGUUCAUAGUCGGUGGAAAAUACAAGCUUGUUAGAAAAAUUGGAUCGGGAUCUUUCGGCGACAUAUAUCUGGCCAUCAACAUCACAAAUGGAGAGGAGGUAGCUGUAAAACUGGAGUCACAGAAAGCGAGACACCCACAGUUGUUAUAUGAAAGCAAACUGUACAAGAUUCUACAAGGUGGUGUCGGGAUCCCACACAUCAGGUGGUAUGGGCAAGAAAAGGACUACAAUGUCCUAGUCAUGGACCUGCUUGGACCCAGUCUUGAAGAUCUGUUCAAUUUCUGCUCUCGCCGCUUCACCAUGAAGACUGUCCUUAUGCUGGCAGACCAGAUGAUCAGCAGAAUUGAGUAUGUACACACAAAGAACUUCAUCCAUAGGGACAUCAAACCAGACAACUUUCUCAUGGGCAUUGGUCGUCAUUGUAAUAAGUUGUUCCUUAUCGACUUUGGCUUGGCGAAGAAGUACCGAGACAACCGAACACGACAGCACAUCCCCUACAGAGAAGACAAGAAUCUGACUGGCACAGCCCGCUAUGCCUCAAUCAAUGCUCACCUGGGCAUUGAACAGAGUCGCCGUGAUGACAUGGAGUCACUAGGCUAUGUGCUGAUGUACUUCAACAGAACCAGUCUGCCAUGGCAGGGAUUAAAGGCUGCCACAAAGAAGCAGAAGUAUGAGAAGAUCUCAGAGAAGAAGAUGUCCACCCCUGUUGAGGUCCUCUGUAAGGGUUUCCCAGCAGAAUUCGCCAUGUAUCUGAACUACUGUCGUGGCUUGCGCUUUGAGGAGGCUCCAGAUUACAUGUACCUGCGCCAACUGUUCCGCAUCCUCUUUAGGACUCUGAACCACCAGUAUGACUACACAUUUGACUGGACCAUGUUGAAACAGAAAGCUGCUCAGCAGGGGGGCUCAUCUGGUGGCCAGGGCCAGCAGGCACAAACCCCCACAGGCAAGCAAACUGACAAAUCCAAGCCUAACAUGAAAGGUUUCUGAGAGUUCUUUGCUCAGAGUUGAGCUGCAGAAGCGUUGGUGACCAGGGCCAACAAAUGUUUCUUCCUGGACAAACGACGAAGAAAGUCUGUUUCUCUCCUUCCACAAUAAGUAUCUAUGUAAUGGCAAUGUAUAGAUUUACACAUGCCUUUGUCUGCUGUGUUAUCUAUAUAUUAAUGUAUAUAUAUAAUAAAACUCUCCACUCCGAAAGACAAAGCAGGUUUAUUUUGGAUGUGGUUGCUGUAGCCCCCCUAGACACAUACACCUUUCCCCCAUCCAUCCCUCUGUCUGUUGUCUGUAUUGACUUUUUGUAAGGUUUCUUUGGAAUCUCAAGUUAAGAAGUUAGUCAGCUGACCCCUUUUUCUCUCCCAGUGGAUACAUCACAGCAUUUCUCUCCCCCCCUAAUUAUUUCACUCCCACAUUUUACCAAGCAAAUGUUAAAACAUGUAAACCUGAAAACUGUUCUCCUUUUUCUUUCUCAAAUAAUUGAAUGACUCAAUCCUGGAUGUUAUUUACUAAAAGACAAUGUUUUUUUGUUUUCUUUGGUGAUUAGCAGUUUGCCUGUUGAUGAUAUAAGCAGCUGAUGGCAACAGUCAGUGGUAGAAUGAUACUCUGGCUCUCUCCCUCUUUCUUUAGAGCUCUGAAUGAUUAUUAAAUCUGUUGUACAACCUAUGGUCUUCUCCAAAAAUACCAAUAAAAACAUAACAUAACUCAGA